AUUCUCAGUGCUUUGAAAUCCCUUAGAAUUGGUUUAACAAUCUUUUAUACUACAUCAUUUGUCUUAGGAGCCUUGAAAACUUCUAACAUCACCAUGGGAAGAACCUGAGGUUUCUUUACUCUCAAGAAAGGUACAUUCAGGGAAGUACUUACCUUUCAGAACUUGGGCCAGUAGAGAAUCUGGCUUGGAGUGAAUUCUCCAACCAAGUUUUGCCAGUAGAGAGUCAUUGUAAUCCUCAAGGUUUUUAAAACCCAAACCCCCCUAAGAACUUUGGUCGCGCCAUUGUGCUCCACGCUACCCAUGAUAUUUUCCUCUUAUCAGGUGCACUAUCCCACCAAAAGCGAGUGAGGAAUGACUGGAUCCUAUUACAGAGGGAGAUCGGGAACUUGAAGCUAGACAUGGAGUGUGUAGGUAGGGAAGUGAGUAUUGACUGCAGCAAAACGUGCUUCCCUGCGCCAGAGAGAAAACGUGUAGUCCAAGACUGAGAGCUCUGUCUGAUUUUAUCCACGAGGCCUGUAAACACAUCACUCUUUCUUCUACCAAAAGUUUCCGGUAAGCUUAGGUACUUGCCCAUUCCUCCUUCCUGCUCUAUACCUAGAGCUCUCUUGACUGUCCCCGGGGUUCUUAAGGAGAAGGUUACUGUCGAUUUUCUCAAGUUGAUGCACUGCCCUGAGCUACUCUCGUAUCUGCGGAGAAUUCCACUCAGUAUCUUGCAGUUUCACGCGUUAGUCUUGCAGAAGAACAUGGUGUCGUCAGCGAAGAGGAGGUGGUUGAUGAAUGGGCUUUUCUUUGCCACUUGAAGACCUUGGAGCCGAACAUUCUCUUGACUAUUUUUGCACAGACCUAACAGUAUCUCAGUGCAGAGAAUAAAGAGAUAGGGAAAGAGUGGGUCGCCUUGCCUUAGGCCCGAGAGAUAAAGAAAUUAGAACACAGAAAAGGGAGAAGAGAAAGAGAUAGAGAUAAGGGUAUUAUAGUCAUAAAAAAUAUUUUUUUUUAAACGGGUAUAUGGCAAAUUAUAUGAACUUUUGGGUGUAUCCACACCAAUUUCUCUAUCUUUCGAUCUCCAAAGAGUAAAAAAAGAAAGGAGGGAGUAUAAAGUGUUAAAAAAAAAAAGGAGGGAGUAUAUAACUGCUACUAGUAACUAAUCUGAAAAAGCAACUCUAUUAACAUCAGUCGCUCUUCUUCUUCCUUUUCUUCGCUUCAUCCCCAAGAAACAACAACCACUUCUUCUUCUUCCUUCUUUCGAUUAAGUUUCAUUAUGGCUGCUGCUGGUGAUUAUUUAGGGAUCAGAGACGAGCUGAUGGGAGCAGGAGACGAGCUGAUACUCUUACGUUACCUGAAGCCGAUGAUCGAUGACGGAGCAUCCUGGCCUCAACACUUCGCCGAAGACGCAGACGUGUUCAACAAGAAUCCAAGCAAGGAAUUCAAUCCUGAGAACACAGUCUUCGUGAUCGUUAAUCCUCGAACAGAGGCAUGUGGUAAAACCGAUGGAUGUGACUAUGGUAGCUGGAGGAUCAUGGCACGUGACAAACUGAUCAGGAACGAGGAGACCGGGAAGCUUCUAGGGUUUAAGAAGAUUCUCAAGUUCUGCGUAAAGAAGACGAAGACGAGAGGCAGAGAGUACAAGAGAAGCUGGGUUAUGGAAGAGUACAGGCUUCCGAACCCUAAGCAAGAUCACGUGAUUUGCAAGAUUCGGCUUUUAUUCCAAACCGAAAUAGGUUUCUUGCUAUCCAAGCAUUUCUCCUAUUCGUCUGGUCCGCUUCCUGCAAAACAGUCGUUGCCAGCUUAUGGAUACGGUUUUCCUAAUCCAGAAGACGAGGGUGCAUAUUAUCUGCAGAGCUUGAUCGAUCAUGAAAACGAAUGGCCUAGCUACGUUACCAACGACGUGUACUGCAUGCAUCCAUCGGCGCUUGUGGAUCCUCAUCGUGAUCAGAUGUUUGCACGAUUCGGACUCUGCAUCUUCGCUAACCGGACAGAGGCGUGUGGUUAUACCGAUGGGUGUGAAAGCGGUUGCUGGAGGAUCAUGGAGGGUGAUAAACCCAUCUCUUCGAUCAUGGUGGGUGAGAUGUUUGGUUACAGGAGGGUUUUCAAGUUUUGCGAAAAGGAUAUAGACAAGCACCUUGGUAAGGUCGACGGAGAAGUUAUGUUUCUGACUUGGAUUAUGGAGGAGUAUAGGCUUGCUGAAGAGGAGAUGAAGGAUAAAGUGUUGUGCGUUAUCAAGCUUCAUCGGAGGUAAAUAUCCAUUGAUCAUUGAUCAUUGAUUCAGGAGUCUCUGUGUGUGUGUGUUAAUUCUCCCUCUGUAUUCUAACUAUGAUAUAGUUUCUUAAUUCUCUAGCUAUUCAAUUUGGUUUAGACAUUUGUGGUUGCAGUUUCUUUUACACACAAUUGAGAACAAUAUUAGCAGCAUCCUCACAUAGAUUUGUCUUCUAAAUUUUCACAAAACUAUAAGAACUAAGGCAGACACCAGUAACUUACCUUGUGAAGUAACCCUGUUCAGACGAUGCAAGGCCACUCGCUCUAUUAAAUAUAAGAUCCUUCGCCAAACAACACAUUCUCUGACAUAAUCACAACACCUUCCCUUUUCUUUCUUUUGUUAUCAUCUUCUUAACUCUCGUUUCUUCUAUAGUUGUAGUGAGCUACUUCUCUGAAUUACUAUAACAAACGUACAUAUCCUAUGACCAAACAAUGAUGCUGCAACAUGGUGAGGGUUUGUACAAGAGUCAGUUCCCGGGAAAAGCUCAAUAACUGACGCUAUAAAGCUCAAUAUCUCGGCAGAAAAGAAACAAUCCAUAGGUAACAAAGCGCUUGUUUAUCUCACAUUAAUCCCUCAUUGUUUUUUUCU
This is a messenger RNA of Brassica napus (rape), 2842 nucleotides long. RefSeq lists its product as uncharacterized. Gene Ontology annotation, molecular function: DNA binding. NCBI's taxonomy places the organism in Eukaryota, Viridiplantae, Streptophyta, Magnoliopsida, Brassicales, Brassicaceae. The coding region runs from base 1259 to 2236 and encodes 325 amino acids. Gene Ontology annotation, biological process: regulation of DNA-templated transcription. The transcript has a single exon. The record is from RefSeq and is a predicted model, not a curated record.